Molecule: messenger RNA, 1506 nt
Organism: Bufo gargarizans (Asiatic toad)
Lineage: Eukaryota; Metazoa; Chordata; Amphibia; Anura; Bufonidae
Exons: 2
Coding region: 8-1210 (400 amino acids)
Source: RefSeq, a predicted model, not a curated record
CGCUAUCAUGUCUGCCAUGGGGUCAAUGUCCACGGCAAUUUCACAGUCUGUGACUCAAGCCCUAGCUGUUCAGCCCCCUCAUGCCUCCAGAACAACGGAGAAUGAUGGCAAUGUUCCAUCCACUGACAACGCGCUAAGGUCGCGUAAAAGAGCCUGUCCGCGCCAGGCAGAACGUGCGCGAGGUUGGAAGUCGGCGCGGUCACAGCCCGAACGUGUUUCUGACUCUGAUAGAGAGUCUGAUGAGGAGGCACAGCGCUACUCCCUGCAUGGCUCAGAGGAGGAUUUGACCGGGGUCGCGGUUGAUCCGGUGGAUGUAGAUUUGCCGCCGCCCCCUACUGCGGCAUUCCCGGACGCCCCGUCUGGGUCCGCGGAUCCUCUUUUGGAUCCGUUGGGGGAUCCUAUGUUUGAUCCCAAUGCCUUACACCACCCGCGGUCUUCUGAGUGGCUCCCUGCCACGCAUGUGGCCCAAUACAUUGAAUCUAUGGCCCGUAAGCCUCUCACAAAGGAGGCACGUACAAAGCUGCGGGCUGAAUGCCCUAGACCCCUGAUCCCGCAUAAGGUUUGCGAGACGCCGGUGGUGGACCCGAAGAUGGUCCAGUUUUUGACUAAGACAGGGUUUAAUCCCCGUAAAGGCCUGGAUUCCGCCCUUAGGGCAUGCCAGGAUAAAGUGCUGGACAUUAUGGGGCCACUGGCCAAAAUUCUGGAUAUGGCCGAAGCGGCCAGGGCGGCUGGUAGUCAGGUUGACCCUGAGGAGUUAACUGGAUGGGCUCAGAGGGCAGUUUGCCUUACGGGCAACGCUAACACCUCGUUAGCAAUAGAACGGCGCAAAGCGCUUCUUAUGAAAAUUGAGCCGAAACUGGCUAAUUUGGCCAUUUCUGAGGCGGGCAAGGAUGCCCAGGGGCUCCUCUUUGGAGAGCCUUUUAUUAAGGAGCUUGGGAAAUACGUUGGGGCUUUUACUGCCCUUGAUAAGGCGCAAGCGUCCAUGCGUAAGGUUUUCCCAAACCGUUUUUCAGCCAGGGCCGGCAGUUUCAGGGGCCGUCUGCCCGGCCGCUCCUCCUCCUAUGCCCGUGGUUCGGGCAGAGGCUCCUUUGGCCACAGAUCCUCGUUGCAGGACCAGCAACAUCAACCUUCCUUUUUUCCUACCCGGGGAGGCUAUAACCGCGGCAGAGGAUUCCGUGGACACCCUGGAUCCAGAAAACCAUACGGCUAAUGUUCCAGCCAAGAUGUCCGGAAUUUUCGCGGCUUCGUUGCUCAAGGUUCCUGGCGGGUUGUCCGGAGUGUGCACAGUUUCGUGGGCAUGUCGGAUCCGAGCCUUCGUUCCAGUUGGUCUGUUCUAGUUCAAGAGACCUGAAGUCUGUUCGUCAGGCGUCCAUCGGUUUGCAGUGGGUGGACCAUCAAAGAAAGAGGACUGCUCCAGUGUGACCAGGGGUUAUAUGGACACUGGGAGUGACAGGGUGGGGCUUGUUGCCAUGGUUACUGCAUGUUUAAAGUUUUUUCUUUGCUGCU